GAGCGAGCACGGGUUCGGUGAACGAGACGGUACGCUUGUGUUUAUGCAUUCGGCCCAAGGUAGAGUGCUCAGUACCGUAGUAUUCGUAUGCAGCAUCGGACGCAGUGAGGUUACCAUCGCAGUAGCAACAGCGGCUAGUGGCUAGGAAAGGGCAGCAGCAGCAGCAGCAUACGAUCGCCUCCGUCCGCAUGCAGGGGCUGUUGGAUACGUAGGACACUAAUAGUCAACCAUCGUCCAAGCAACACCAGCGCCUCCUUAGCAAACGCAGAGGAUGUACGAACAGUGAGACAUCUAACCACUGCCUGCUGCACCAGUGGUUUCUGUGCUUCCGCCUGUGCGUGUGUGUCUCUGCACGCGCAACAAGGACCCGGAGAGUCAGUACCCUCGUGUAAACGCCCGUCGUCUGUACGCGAGAUAUAUGCCCCGGCCAGAACACCCACAGCGUACGCACAGCGCAGUUUAAGAGACACUAGUUGUGACAUCAACAAACCCCCUGCAAACACUAGCUGCUAGCGCUUUUGCCAAGUAACCGAGGCGGAAUAUCGCUACACUCUGUUACAAAAAAAAAAAAAAAAAAAAAGAAAAGCGUAACCCACUUCCAGACCCAAUCAACCAUCAACCGCGCAUACUCACGGAAAGCAAUCGUUCGAUUCAGCGUUUCAAAAUUUCGGCAAACCCGUCUGCUCCAACAUGUCGUCCAGCUGCUGCGGCACAAAGAAACAGAAGCUUAACGGUAACUACGCGUCGGCCAACGGAUACUGUACGUCCACGAACAACGCGGGCGGCCGGCCAAGCAACGGUGUCGCGGAGGGUGCGCAGAACAACCACAGCUACUACGGCCGUGGUUCGGGGGGAGGCGCCGGUCAACAGCAGCAGCAGCAGCAGCAGCAUCAACAGUCAUCCUCCUCAUCAUCGUCGUCAUCGUCUGGCUCUUCGACGGGGGGCUACAAUGGCUAUCUGAUGAACGGGCACGGCAACCAUCUGCCGCCGGGGCAAUCGUCGAUGAUCGGUUCGAUGCCGGAGAUGUGCUUCUACUGCUUCGAGGUGCUGUACCGCGAGCUGCACAACCUAGAGGAACCACGCACACCGUGCUUUACCAACGAUCCAUACCCACUGUUCGUGACAUGGAAAAUAGGCAAGGACAAACGGCUGCGGGGCUGUAUCGGUACCUUCAGCGCAAUGCGUUUACAUUCAGGACUGCGCGAGUAUGCAAUAACAAGUGCUUUAAGAGACUCCCGUUUCUCGCCAAUCACCCGUGAUGAGAUCCAAAGACUGACCGUCUCGGUGUCAAUCCUGCAAGGCUUCGAGGAGGCACGUGGUUACCUGGACUGGACGCUCGGCAUACACGGCAUCCGGAUUGAGUUCUACAACGAGCGUGGUUCCAAACGCACCGCGACCUACUUGCCACAGGUUGCUACGGAGCAAGGCUGGGACCAAACGCAGACGAUCGAUUCGCUGCUCCGGAAGGGUGGGUACCGUGCCCAGAUCACACCGGAGACGCGCCGCUCGAUCAAGCUAACCCGCUACACCUCACAGGAGUGUCAAAUGUCGUACAACGAGUAUCGCGAUCUGCUCGAGAAACAAUCUCACUACCACGGCCAGCUGUGUAAGAUGCAAUGCUAACAUCAUCAUCGCCCCGUUCGGCAACCGGAUGCAGACACGGCGCUUGCCAUUACCUACCACCAUCCUGUUACUAUUGAACCUUACCGGACGUACGGGCACACGGUGUUUGUCUGCGUGCCGUGGGCAAAUCCGUGGCUCUACACGCAUCCGUUCUUCGUGUUGUUUGCCAAUCGAUUCGUUUUCUUUAAAUAAUUACCCUUCACGUUAACAUUAGCCGCCAACCGGGUACAGCUAAGUUAGUCGACGGUUGGGUCACACGGAUGCGCUCUCGGUCCGCUUCAAUGUAUCGUUUCCCGUCCCCUCCACCCGGGGGAACGUUUACCAGUUGGUGAUACCCAUUACAAAAACUCUAGCUCAAGCAUCCUGGCCCGACCGUCGGUGACAACUUUCGCGUACCGUUUGCACCAGCAUUCACACCUGCUUGCACACGGCCACAAUAAUCGCUUUUUGGUCAUUGGCCCACCAGCGUUUGAUCGAUGCGAUAAGGUUGUGGCCGCGUCGUCCUUAGCGCGUUAAACUUACCACCAACCCGGACGUUGUGGCCUAACGAUGCCGAACGAUCGUUUAAACGGGCGGUUUGAACGAAACAGCUUAACAAACCGGAACCGCAGGCCGAUGCGUUAACGUGCGUUAUAGGCUAAGCAGUGCGCUACCCGCAUACCAUCUCUCUGUAGCGAAUGCGAAAUGUACAACUAAUGUUAAAAUACUACCGUCGCGCUUGUUUGUUUUCGGAACCCUCGCUUCUACGCGCGGGUUACGGUUGAAGCAAACCUCUGUAACACAAAAAAACCCAAAACCCCAUUAUCCUUUACGCUUAUCCGCGCAAACGAUGGUUCGCUCGGUGCGUAGGCGAUGCAGCGACCCGGUUUGCAUACUUCUUGAAAGGUGAAUUUUAGUUAUAAGUUGCAACGCGUUUUUAAUAUUUUUGCUUUAAUAUUUACCUGCUCUUUAUCAUCCGCCGUUGGCUACACUCAAACCACUCACACAAAAGGGGAAACUCGAAAGAAUUUUUUUAAACACCCCUCUUGUGCUUAAAUCGUAAGCGAGACAACGGAUUGUUAAUGUAGACAAGUAGACCGGCAAGGUUUAACAACUAUUUGUUUGUCUAUCUAAGAUAUGAGGCAUAGGUGUAAGAAUAAUCGAUCAUAAUCGUUAACGCUGACAAAUAAUGCUAACAGCCGUAUGCCGGUGAUAUGUGUGAGAGAGAGAGAGAGAGAGAGCGAAUAGGGCGCGCUAGCGCUAGCGUGUGGCAAUAUUAUUACCGCCUGCUGCCGAUAGUGUGCUGGGUGUAAUGCUCAUCUUCUUUGGCCAGCUACAUACCUCAGGGGAAGCCUCUUGGGCGCGCCAUUUCCAGCCAACACACGUGCUCUGGAUAUCGAGGUCUGCCCUCGCGGUACACCAUCCAGGCGCAUGUGCAUAUGGGGCGCCCCGUGUAAUGGCGGCAAUGGACGGGAUAAGCAAAGCAGCCAGCCACAAAACAAAGUAAGUACCAUAGACAACCAGAGCCCACUCUAUAAACCAACCAACCUUCGUUAAUUGAUAAGCAAACUAAGCAUAUAAAACUAGCAAGGCGAAACCAAGCAAAGGAAAUACAAAAUAUCAUCACAAAUGCAAUGCAAUGUUAACGUAAGCAUGACGUAACAAACAAACAAACAAACAAAAAAAGAUGUUAUACUAUUAGACAUAUGUUUAUAUUUUUCUUCCUCUAAAUAGGAUGCGAUGAACUUAAGCAAAAUCAGAAGAACGCGUGUGAAAUAACAGUAAGAGAGAGAGAGAGAGCGAGAGAGAUACAGAUAAAAACAAACAACAACAAAACAAGCAGGUGAUAAUGUGAUUGCACUUCACUGCCACAUUACUUUAAACUAACGACGGGGGAUGCGGGGAGGGGGGGGGGUUGAAAGGGGAGGCAAUUUCGAACGCAUCGCAAGGAAGUCCGUGCAUCGGAUGCAGUGCGCCAACAACAACGAUCGGUGUGCAGAUGCGCUUACGCGUGUGUGUGUGUGUGUAUGCUGCCCGUGGUGGUGUGCGUGCGCGUGGUCCGGUGCGCCACGUUUCUUGUGGAUGGCCCGUGCAAAAAUCCCGCAGAAAAUUCGAUUAAUUCCAAUAAACAGUGUGGAGAACGGUGUUGUUUUAAUAAAAAUAGAUUCUAAAACCCAA
Molecule: messenger RNA, 3780 nt
Organism: Anopheles stephensi (Asian malaria mosquito)
Lineage: Eukaryota; Metazoa; Arthropoda; Insecta; Diptera; Culicidae
Exons: 6
Coding region: 691-1623 (310 amino acids)
Source: RefSeq, a predicted model, not a curated record